UUGUUAUUUUCAGUUCCGUGUAACAUGGCGAGAUAUUUGUCUCGUCACGCAGAAGAGAUACUGUAUUUCGUAUUAGUACUGUUCGUCGCUCCCUUUUGCACAGCCUUCGUUGACGAAUACGCUCCCGUGUUCAAUUCUAUAGAGGUAAAACCUCCGGUAGAACAUGAGGACUACAAAACAAUUGUUUUCGAAGUGCGCGGAAGAAAUAUUCACAACGGCAUUCAAGUCAAAGCGACGAAAAGCGAAUUUGAAAGAGGUGCUGAGUGCCAGGACUUGAACCAGUUCAACUAUCACAUUAGUGAGAUCCGCACUUUGGAGUACAAAUGGGGAAAGUAUGAGUUGAGAGUGCCAAAAGACGUACAGGGCAAUAUUUACCUGUGUUUACCGCGAAAGGUUGGGAAAGAUAGUGGACUAGUACCCAGUUUAUUCAGUAGUGUGUAUAAAUGGUACAGCCAAGGACCUAAUGUUACUAUAGAUGUUCCUUAUACGAACUUGACAGGACGAGGUUUCACCAACACCACAGUUCGUGUGGCGAUAACCUUACCUCCGAUCACGGGCGACGACGAAACCUACUACAUUUGCGCCAAAGAUGAAGAUUCUGGGCCGGAGAAGGUGUUCAUUCUCCAGGGCACCUCCGUUUGGUUGCAGAUCAAGACCUACGAGAAGAUGUUGCCGCUCUGGGCGUCCAUUUGUGUGAUCGUCUUCUGCCUGUCGUUUUCUUCGCUUUUCUCUGGACUCAAUUUGGGACUGAUGUCGAUGGACAAGACGGACCUGAAGAUUUUGUGUAACACCGUUCUUGUUUCAUCACAGUUUUUGUUCCACCAGGCCGUUUGUUCCCGACAUGGUUUGGCUAUCGGUGCCAAAACCAUAUACAUCACCAAGUUCGUUAUGAUUCUGACCUUCCCCUUGUCCUACCCCAUAGCGAAGUCUUUGGACUUCUUGCUGGGUGAAGAAAUCGGAAACGUUUAUACCAGAGAAAGGCUAAAGGAGUUGGUCAAGGUAACCACAGGAGAAAAUGACCUGGACAAAGACGAGGUUAAUAUCAUCAGCGGAGCCUUGGAAUUGCGCAAGAAGACAGUGUCCGAGGUUAUGACGAAGAUAGAAGACGUCUUUAUGCUUGACUACGAAGCCGUGUUGGAUUUCGACACUGUAUCGGAAAUCAUGAAGAGCGGGUUUUCGCGGAUACCUGUUUUUGAAGGAAAUCGUCAAAAUAUCGUUACCAUGCUGUACAUCAAGGACUUGGCUUUCGUGGAUCCCGACGACCAUACCCCAUUGAAGACGUUGUGCCAGUUCUACCAGAACCCAUGCAACUUCGUAUUCGAGGACGUGACUCUGGACGUCAUGUUCAAGAUCUUCAAAGAAGGCAACAAGGGUCACAUGGCCUUUGUCCACAGAGUGAAUAACGAAGGAGAGGGAGACCCCUUCUACGAAACCAUAGGGUUGAUAACCCUCGAAGACGUCAUCGAGGAGCUGAUCCAGGCCGAGAUCAUGGACGAAACUGACGUUUUCACUGACAACCGCUCCAAAAGGAAGAGACACGCUGAGAGAAGACAAGAUUUCACCGUCUUCGCUGAGAAACAACGUGAGCCGAGCAAGAUGAUGAGAAUCAGCCCUCAGCUGACCCUCGCCGCCUACCAAUAUCUCAGCACAAGUGUCGAGCCCUUCCACCCCAACGUGAUCUCCGAGACUAUCCUUCGGCGUCUUCUCAAGCAGGACAUAGUGGUGCACAUUAAGAAGAGCAAGGAAUGGCGUACUGAUCCUGCCAACGUGAUCUAUGACCAGGGCAAGGCUGUCGACUUCUUCGUCAUCAUUUUGGAGGGUAGAGUUGAGGUUACGGUAGGCAAGGAGAACCUCAUGUUCGAAGGAGGACCUUUCACCUAUUUCGGAACCCAAGCGCUGGUACAGACCGUUGGAAUUGGGACAGUCGCUCACAAUGCCGAUGACACCACCCAUUUGUGGAAUGAAUCAAACACUCUUGAUCUUCUCGAGAAAGUUAAACUAGAAUCGCCAUCCGUCGCCCCAUCUACAAUGGGAAGCUUGGAAUCAUUGAAUAUCGACUCUCUGUUACGCCACACCUUCAUUCCGGAUUAUUCAGUCAGAGCUACGACGGAAGUACUGUACCUCAAGGUCAAGAGAAGCCUGUACUUGGCUGCAAAGAGAGCCACCCUGAUGGAGAGAUCCAAGCGAGGAGAAAACCAGACGGAGCAGCAGUUCGACGAAGAGGUUGAUAAGCUCUUGCACUCUCUCGACGAAGACGACGCCCUGAGCACCGGCAGACAGACCCCCCGUCGCAAAUCCUCGAGAAAGAGUCAAGAGAUAAAAGAGAACGCCUCGCUUCAGACGAGCCCCAAGACUCCUUCUCACUACAGCGCUGCAAGUCCUCCGCAUCGUCUCAGUCCGCGCGACAUCAACGGCUCCCUCAAGUCGAGCCCCGUAGAUGACAUCCAAGUCGUCGGCGGAGCCAAAGACGAGGAGAUCUCGCUGCUGCCGAAACGUUCAUAACGAAAUGCUUUGGCUCUAUUCAUGUAGAGCCGCUCCCGACUACAGUACUUAAUUUAUUUUUGUUUUUGGUUCGUCUCUGGGCGCGAGGGUCGGGUUUCAGUGUCAGUCGGAGUAAUAGCCAGGCACCAACGAAGUUGUCAUGCGUUUAUGCCAGUCGGGGUGAUAGCUGGGUAGUUGGAAAGGGAUUGGACUUGGGUGCUCGGUUUCCUUACUGCCUGGUCCCGUUUCUCUGAAAUUCACAUUGGAUCAAAAUAACAAGUUUAGUAGUAUUCAUACGAAAAUAUUGUUGCACGUAGGUAGGUAGGAGUUGAAAAAAGUAGGCCUGGUAGGAUAUGUUUACUUUAACAAUCACAGAUGAGAGCAAUAAUGUCUGCGUCUUUGGAUGCGGGCUUCGAAAAUAGCCCUGCCGUGAAUCGGAAAAAUCCGGAUGUUUCGACUCUGUGCCAGAAUCAGCUUUUCAUUUUCAAAAUUAUUAUUUGCAGUUUUUUCGAACAGGUGUUUCAAUGGAAGAGUUUGUAGUAGUUAUAAUGAACCUUUCAAUUUUCGAAUUGUCGUAUACUUCUGAAUCAGUCGAUUUUAUAGCCUGUAUCUACUGUCUUGGUAUAGUUCAAGAAGUAUACUCAUUCUUAUGGCAUUUCAUUAGUACUCUAAAUGAAAGUGUGGAUUGGUCGUGGUAGGUCAAAUGUAUCGGUUACCACUAUCAUCGGAAUAUAUUUCAGAUUUUCUAUUUUUGUCGUAGUUUCAAUUGACAACAAAGUCGGUAGUUCAAAUGUUCAACGUUCAAUACUUUCAUACCAUCUCGAUAUGCUUUGGCUUCUAGUAGUUUAAACGUUAUAAAAUGUCUCAAAAUGAAACUAUGUUGACAUACCUGUUGCUGAAAGUUCAAAUAACUUCUAUCUUAUCAAGCUGUAUAUAAUAACCUCUCGGUUCAGAAAAGAGCUUUCUAGGAACAGUAGUUCAAAUGAACUUGAUAUGUAACAUGUAACUUAUAUCUUCAAAAGCCAAACUACAAGCUUUGUUUGUAUGCUUUUACUGUCCUCAUGUAUUGUAAUUAUGAUUAAUGUCCAUCUAUUGAAUUUGAAUUGUUAACUAUACACAAAUCAUAGUCACGGUUGAUGUGCACUAUGGUGGAUAUUAAUUUUCAGUAUUAUCAUAUAAAUCUGCCAGUAGGUUAAAUGACCAACUUUGAAAAACAUUCCUUAAAAUUGAGAAUGCUUGGAAUUGGUUGAGUCAUUCACAUACGUACCUUGAUAGUUAGUUCAAAUGCCCUCUUGUCAAUAUUGUUACAUAUAAACAUAAAUUUCGUGUUUGAUAGCUUGAUUUAGUUCAAAUAUUCCAGUAAUUUUGAUAAUCCAGUCACUUUCAUCAUCAACAUUAGUUUGAAUAAAGGAUAGGCAGUAGUGCAAAUGCUGGAAUUGUCGAUAGUUCAUGUUAUUUCAUGUCCAUAAUUGUUUCAUGGCACACCAAUAUUAAACCACUUCAGUAGUUCCAAUACACCAUUGAUUGCAAGCAUCUGGAUAGGUGGUAGUAAAUGAACGAUAAGUAGUUCGAAUGAACUUGUAUAGCACCAAUAAAUAAGAACAUGCCUUUUGAUAGUACCCUAAAUCUGUCUUUGUCAAUAUUGAUUUCUGUGUCAACAGUUUUUUGUUAAUUCGCUCUGCUGGUGUCAACCGUUGCUUUUGUAACUGGAACAAUCGAACUAUUUCACUUUUCAGUUAAUACUUGAAAUCAGAUUUAUUUACAUUUUGAAGUGUCAACUGUUGGUUUUGUAACCGAUGCUUAUAUGUUAGUUCAAAUGUCCCAGUUCAAACUUGGACAUUUGAACUAUUUUAUUUUCGUUUCAGUUACUACUCAAAAUCAGAUUUAUUUACAUUCUGAUGUAUUCCUAAAAUUGCUAUGCCUUACAGUAAAACUAUUUCUUUAUUGUAGUUCAAAUCCUGUACCGAGAGAGUAGAAGUACAGCUUUUCCCAGAUUCAUCAUAAAUUUCUUCAAUUUGUCUACCAAGUCGGUAGUUCAAAUGUCCCAGUACCUUUUUUCUUAGUUUUUGAGACGGGAGUUGAUUCUGGCAUCGUAGUCUAUCAAACAUAAAGAGUGUAUCAAAGAUCCCUAGUACUUCCCCCAAUAAUUCUUUUAGUGCCUUAUUUCGGUGAAAGACAAAAUUGAGAUUGCGAUAAUUUGUUCUUAUUUUUUUUUUGAAUUCUGCUUACCAGGAGUCAAUUGCGUUGAGGCAUUCACAAGGGGUAUUCCAUAGCAAUUAGAAGUUGAGUUUUUGUAGUUGGAGUUUAUAUCGGAAUGCCCCGUACGUAGAUUUAGGUGUUGUAUGUUUUAUCUAGAAUUAAAUGACUUACGGCAUGUUUUCAUGUCCCCCAAGACAUCGAGUUUUUAGAUUUGGAAGGAUCGAGUUCAGUUUUCGUUGUUUGUGUUUCAAUGUUCUUUAAAACAUAAUAGAAAACCCUUGUCCAACAGUUUACAUAUAAAAAAAACAAUGCCAAAAGCAGUCGCCAAAAUAUCCAGGAUUUUCUGGUUUCAUUGAAUUUUAUAUUAAUGGCGAGUUCACUUUUACUCUGUAAAGUUUCCGAUGGGGCAGUUUACUCAGAAAUCACACUAGACGAACAAUAAGAAAUAGGUUUUGUACUCUGUGAUAUCUGAUAUGCUGUAAGCAAUUGUUUAUUUAUGUGAAGAACGCCAUCUGAUGGAUUUGUUUUUUGAUUUGAGUUUUUUCUGUCGGGAAGCUGUUGUAACUGAAAAUUUCGGAACCAGAAGAUGUCAGGGGAGUAUUCCAAAUCGCGUGGUAUUCAGUUUUGCCAACCAUUUGGAGGCGCAAGUCUCUAUGAUACCGAGACAAAAAUUCCACUACGGUAUAAUUAGAAACGCGCUUGCGCAAUGCAGAACUUUUCUUGGUGUUCUAUCCACUCAUUGUCCUCUAUCUUCUUCUUCUUCUUUUUUUAUGGUCUGCUUCCCUUCGGCGCAGUAGACCAAAUUGUCCUCUAUAUUCACGUAACUACAGUGUCAUCCCUAAGCUAACAGAAUGAAGUCGACAUACGUAUGUAGGUAUUUUUAUUUAUGUCGUGUUCUCAAAGACAGCGUUGCUCAUCGAAAAUCGUCAAAUUCCCCAACGCACUUCGAAAUUCCUUGGACCUUCCCACACGCAUGCUCGGUAUCAAUUAAAUGGUUCCAGAAGAGAUGAAUAUUACUGGAAAUCUAUCCCAUCGCCAAACCGUCAUUUUUAACA
Molecule: messenger RNA, 5735 nt
Organism: Leptinotarsa decemlineata (Colorado potato beetle)
Lineage: Eukaryota; Metazoa; Arthropoda; Insecta; Coleoptera; Chrysomelidae
Gene: uex
Product: metal transporter uex
Biological process (GO): magnesium ion homeostasis; transport
Cellular component (GO): plasma membrane
Molecular function (GO): transmembrane transporter activity
Source: RefSeq, a predicted model, not a curated record